CCCAGCCGCAGCCAGUUGAUUCGGACACGGCCUAGCCUUCGAUUGAUGCGUGCGCAAGGACACCUUUUGUUACCUUUCUGCGCCGGUAUGCAAAUGAGCUGCACCCUGAAAGUGGUUUGGUGUACAAACAGGCAGAUUUGGGGAAAAUUCUCGUCAUAGGCAAUUCUUACACAAAGGAGCAACUGCAGACCAGAAUUUGGAGAAAUUCACACGAGAUAUUUGGACAUAAGAUAUCAAAGAUGAAGACGCCUGGUUCUAUGCUGCUGUUCGCCUGUAUGCUGUUUGUCGCCGGUAUUGGAUCAUGUGUCGCUCUUGACUGCUACACUUGCUCUUUUCCCGACGGUAAUUGUGGGGAUCCGUUCAACCCGGCCGGCGCGACGACAAUGACAUGUCCUAGCGGUAAUGUCUGUACGGCUCAAAAGAUAAGUUCUGGUGGGACUGAGCUGUUUUCUAGAAGUUGCACCGAGCCCAUGGGUUGCACACCCGGCUGCAUUGCCACCCCUCAGGGUACCAUAUGCAGUUACUGCUGUAACGAGGAUCGGUGUAAUGGCAGGUCUAUUGCGGACGCAGUUGCAGACAUCCUCCACUGCUACUUUUGUGCAUACAGUUCGGAUCCCUCUGCCAGCAACAUCAGCUCUUCAGCGUGCAACGAUCCGUUCGACCCGAACGGCGACAGGGUAGUGCAACUGCCAUGUACCGAUGGACAGUGCGGGGUUUUAACGACCAACCACAUGGGGCAAAGUACCCUCAGCAGGCUCUGCAUCUCCAACAGCACUUCCCCCGGGGGGUGCACCCCUGGGUGCGACGCCCAGAAUAUCACCUGUCAAACCUGCUGCUCUGAAAACCUGUGCAACGGGGGACUUGGUGUGGGCAUGCCGACGACGCCCAGCGCGGCGCCCCCAACGACCGCCGGUGGAAAGGCCUCCCUCGCCGCCAUUUUGCUGGUUUCUGCGGGUCUGCUCGUGGCUUUGCGUUAGAUGUUCACACCUUGGGUGUCUUCAUCUGUAGGUCAAAACAGAAUUCACUAGCCAGACCUAUUUUAAGUGUUCUAAGUAGGAAUAGGUUUUUCUUUUAAAUUGUUUUAGGCUUAGAUUUGCUUUAUAAUUGCGAGUAGGUCUUCAGUUGCAUGUAAUACUGUCUUUAUCUGCAAAAUUUGAUUUAGUUCAAAUUUAUUUUUGAUUGAUCACUUGGUCCAUUCUAUUUUGUUUAAUCUAUGGGUAACACAUUGUAAUGGAUAUCAGUUAGCAAGGCUGCCAAAAGCUAAACGUUGUUUGACUGCUUCACUAUUGAAAAAGGCUGAUGACUCGGAACCAAAUUAAGACAAGAUUUGUGUUCAGCAUUAUUGACUAAAAAUAGUUAAGCAAAGCGACUUUAUUACCAAUGCCUGCAGUUUUGCUAACACUUAAAGUCCUGAUAGGCCAUCAGCCUGGGGGGUUUGGUCAGUGUCAAAUCAGGGCAUAAAUGAUUAUAGUGCGCAUGCGCAAGGAAU
This is a messenger RNA of Patiria miniata (bat star), 1489 nucleotides long. RefSeq lists its product as uncharacterized. The transcript has 4 exons. The coding region runs from base 240 to 977 and encodes 245 amino acids. NCBI's taxonomy places the organism in Eukaryota, Metazoa, Echinodermata, Asteroidea, Valvatida, Asterinidae. The record is from RefSeq and is a predicted model, not a curated record.